Molecule: messenger RNA, 2973 nt
Organism: Toxorhynchites rutilus septentrionalis
Lineage: Eukaryota; Metazoa; Arthropoda; Insecta; Diptera; Culicidae
Exons: 2
Coding region: 1079-2746 (555 amino acids)
Source: RefSeq, a predicted model, not a curated record
AUUAACCACUGGUGGGCUUCCAGUAUCGAGGAAAAUGUGUAAAUAUCUAAUCGUUACUUAAAAUAAUCUGCCAGUUCCUUUGGGAAUUUUCAAAAUAUAUUCAUGUGAAAGAGUUUAAUUGAAUGUUUUCUAUCCAUGUUACACUGUGACCAAAUAUGUUUCUAUCAAGUGCUAUUAACAGGUGGUUAUCGAGUUGGCAUUAACCACUGGUGGGCUUCCAGUAUCGAGGAAAAUGUGGAAAUAUCUAAUCGUUACUGAAAAUAAUCUGCCAGUUCCUUUGGGAAUUGUCAAAAUAUAUUCAUGUGAAAGAGUUUAAUUGAAUGUUUUCUGUGGUAAUGGGUCUGUAAUAUAUCUAUGGUCCGUAUGUGUACGAACAGGAGAGCGGAAGGAGAAUAAAUAUAUAUACACGAGAUUGUAGAAUCGACUACACCGGUGUUUAUUUGAUCGUGUAAUUUUCACAAAUUGGCGACGAUUGUGGGACGAUAAUUUGUAGUGGGUGCAUAGGAUUUCUUCUGGAUUAACAAUCAUCAGCUGAAGGUUGGUGGAAAAAGCUCUCGAUUGACGCUACUGACGCGCAUAUGAAAAGCUCCGCACGGUGAGAGCGAGUGAAACUUCUUCUUGGAAGUGAAAGAGAUAGGCGCAUGUAAGCCUGGAUGAUCUGCGACUUGACAGCAGGGCUCGCGACGAGAAAGCGGUAAGAUCUGCGACUUGACAGCAGGGCUCGCGACGAGAAAGCGGUGAGAUUUGCGACUUGACAGCAACACGGAAAGCUUCGCGACUAGUGAGCGGUGAGCAACAAGAAAGUUUCCGCAACGAGUGAGCGGUGAGAUAUUCUGCUUGGAAAAAGCACACGUUGCCGUGACGAGAAAAGCGAACAAGGUUAUUGAUUGGAUGUAAACAAGUCUGUGAACGAUUGAAAAAUCGGUUUGAUUUAACGAAAAGAGGAUGGAUAAGCUGAAGUGUUUCUCGACCCUACCACCGUUCUCGUACGCGGAUGUGCCGCUGGCCGAACGCCGCAGUAAGUGGCAUGUCUGGAAAAGAGGGUUUGAAAUUUGUCUCCGUGCUUCCAAGGUGACGGAUGCCAUUGAAAAGAAAGAUCUACUGCUUGCUCAAGGUGGGUUCGGUCUUCAGGAGAUAUUUUUUUAACAUUCCUGGAGCGGACGUAGAAGAAGACAAAAAUAACGGUAUCGAUCCGUAUGAGGUGGCAAUCACAAAGCUGGAUUGUUAUUUUGCACCCCAACGCCAUGAAGCGCACGAGCGGUACCUCUUCUGGGCCAUGCAACCUGAGACCGACGAGGGUUUGGAAAAGUUUUUAAUGAGAGUUCAGGUUCAUGCCAGUAAAUGCAAUUUCGGGAUGUCAGCAACCGCAAGCAGUGGCAUUGCGGUGAUCGACAAGAUGCUGCAAUUCGUACCUCCGCCGCUGCGGGAAAAACUUCUCCAAGAUUCCAACUUGAACAUCGAAGAAAUGAUCAAGCAAGUUAACGCACACGAGACCUCACGAUCGGCUAGUGAUCAAAUCAGUGGUAAAAACAUUCUUCAGAAUACACCCAAAGCAACGGAAACAAUGCAAAACAUUCGGGGAUCCUGCAAGUAUUGUGGGCGUUCUCAUGGGCCAGACGCGUGCCCGGCAUGGAAUAAAACCUGCGGGAACUGCCACAAAAAAGGACAUUUUCGAGUCGUUUGCUUUAAUCGUCCUGCCAGGGGACCGGGGAAUUUCGUACCAUCAUCUUAUCCGGCAUCGUCAUCGACCUUCGCGUCAACAACAGGAAAAAAUUCACUGAAGAGAACCCACGUUCAAGCUUCUCCGGCUGCUUGGUAUUCGAGCGGCAGACCUGCACAAAACAAGAUCGCGAGGUAUGCGCGGAAGGUACAUGCUAUCGACGAUGCGGAAGUUGACAACGAAGAGGUCGAACUUGUCGAAAUGGUAUCAUCGGUUCAUGAUUCCGAGGAGUUGGUUUGGGCCAAUGUUGGCGGUGCACUAAUUGAAAUGCAGAUCGAUUCAGGUGUACAGUCAAACAUAAUUGACGAUCAAACCUGGGAUGUGAUGAUUCGUAAUGGAGUACAUACAAUCGGGGGAAAUCAGCAACCAGAUCGGAGAUUCAGAGCGUAUGCACAGAAAGAUUGCCUAUUUGUAACCAACAUGUUUGACGCAGAAAUCUCCAUCUGCGAUGGGUCGAAGCAACUGGAAACGGUAGCACGUUUCUACGUUGUUAAGGAUGGUCCUCAGCCUCUAUUGGGGAAGAACACCGCAAAGCAGCUGGGUGUUUUGAUAGUUGGGCUUCCGAGUAAACAAGAAACAGUUCAACAUGUAGACAUUUCGCGAUCAUUUCCAAGCAUCCGUGGCGUGAAAAUACAUAUCCCGGUUGACAUGUCAGUAGAGCCUGUCGCCCAACGAUUCCGACGAUUGCCUUUCGCAACUCUGCAGCGUGUGGAUGACAAGUUGAAAGAAUUGUUGUCCAAGGACAUAAUAGAACGAGUUGUGGAACCCAGUCGCUGGGUAUCGCCAAUGGUUGUCGUUGUCAAGGACAGUGGUGAUAUUCGACUAUGCAUCGACAUGCGCAAAGUCAAUAAGGCGAUUCUCCGCGAAACCCAUCCGCUUCCGACCAUCGAAGACGUUCGCUGGAAGCUGAAUGGGGCGCUUUUCUUUUCAAGACUGGACAUCAAGGAUGUGUUCUACCAGCUUGAGUUAGACGACGGAAGUAAACCAUUGACGACGUUCAUUACUCACAAAGGUAACUGCGAUUAAUUUGGAUAUAUGAUUACAGAGUUGUUAUGAAAUAAGACUUGUAAGGAUUUUAUUUAUGGUUGUUUAACCAUAACGAGCACAUACUUAAAACUUAUGACAAGGUAGAUAAUACUAGCAUAUUGCUUUAUUUAUUUGCAUGCAAGGUUUAUUCAGAUACAAAAGGCUCGUGUUUGGAAUAUCGUGUGCUCCGGAGAUGUUUCAGAAAGUUCUUGAACAAAUCUUAUCGG